AUGUCCAAUUUCAAUGAUGAACCUGGAACUGCAGCACCUGAUAAUGAUAGUAGAGCGGCAGUGCCAGUUGCUAGUCGCCGUAUGAGCCUUGCGGCCGAUCUUAUGAUGCACAUUGAACGUAGAGCAGCUGAAGGUUCAGCCAUGUUAAGAAGCAAUGUGCACAAUGUAGUUGAAGAACUACGGCCUAUAAUAUCAGUGGCACGACAUCCUGAUCCUGGGUCGCCACAACCACUUGGUCCCAGUUCUUCUGUACGCCUGAGUUUACCUACCUGGUUGAAUUUGAACACCAACAAUGCUCACUUACCUCUAUCUCCACCCAGUCUAUCAGAAACAGAAGACCAAAACUUCAUAACUACAGGAGAGGUUAGACCUAUUGCAACAACUCCAGUAUCACAAAGACUGCCUUUAACUACUCAAAGAUCACUUACUGAACCAAAUGAUGAUGUAGCAAUAGAUAUGAAUUUAUCAAAUUCAGAUUUAAAUGUAGAACAGUUGCCUCAAAGUCCAGGAGGAUCCUCAAUUAAUGGAUCUAAUAAUAAUAACAAUGAAAACCAAAGCGAAGACGAUGUUCUUCGACACAACCCAGAAAUCGCUCAAAUGCUGAGUGUAGCUCUUAAAUACAUUCCAUUCUUAUUGAUACUUUUAUCGAAAGCUGUAUUCGACCAUAUUCCAGGUUCGACUAACGAACGUGCUUGUAUGUAUCUUGUGAUUUCAGCUAUUCUACUCUUUUUGGUGCUCUUUAUUUCAUUUCGUUACUUCAACAAUGUGGUAAAGCGUGAGGUGGCCAAACAAUCACAGCGCAGUAUUGGCUUUUUACUGUUUGCCAUUUGUCAUAUGGCAAUGUCUGUAUUUUUAUUCUACUUCUUUUACAAUGACAUGAACUUACAUUUUGGAUUGAUAUUUAUUCCUCCGUUCACACAGUCUUUGACAAUUAGUAGUCUGUUAUGGUCUAUAGCAGUGGAUGAUUACAUUUUAAAAUUAAUAACAAUUAUUUUUAAAAUAAUUAUUAUUAUGAUGCCUAUUAAGAUUUUACCAAUAAUUAAACGAGGAAAAGUGUACCUGUUCAUUGAAGCUACAUCUCAAUUAUAUCGGUGUUGUGUGCCUAUCCAACCAUGGUUGUAUUAUAUGUUAGAAUCUUAUCAGGGUCCAAAAAAGGUUAUUGGCGUCUUUUUAUCUGCUGCUUACAUGGUGUCAAAAGGUACUGAUUUAAUGGGUUGUGUGAAACUAUGGUGGACGGCCUCAUACAAAUUGCUUCAGAAUGUUGCAUUGGGCACAGUGCCGAACAAAGAACAGCUGACAAUAGCUGGCAGCAAUUGUCCGAUAUGUCAUGAUGAGUAUGCUACACCUGUUUUGUUACAAUGCCAACAUAUAUUCUGUGAAGCUUGCGUGGCCAAAUGGUUUGAUCGUGAGCAAACAUGUCCACUAUGUCGAGCAAAACUCGUUGAUGAUCCUGCGUGGCGAGAUGGUUCUACGACUAAUUUUAUACAACUCUUUUAACAUUUAAAUGCGAUACCCUAUAACCAAUUAAACCGCUUUUUAUGUUAAUAUUUCUCUUCUUGUUAAUUGUUUUAUGAUUAAUUUUCUCAAUACCUACCAAUUAUUUAUACUUUGUAGGAAAUACUUUAAUCAUUAAACUUUUCUACUUUAUUUUAUUUUUAACGCAUAAAAAUAUUUAUCUGUGAUAGAUGUCCAUUA
Molecule: messenger RNA, 1695 nt
Organism: Melanaphis sacchari
Lineage: Eukaryota; Metazoa; Arthropoda; Insecta; Hemiptera; Aphididae
Product: RING finger and transmembrane domain-containing protein 2-like
Exons: 8
Coding region: 1-1497 (498 amino acids)
Biological process (GO): positive regulation of ERAD pathway
Molecular function (GO): ubiquitin protein ligase activity
Source: RefSeq, a predicted model, not a curated record